AUGGCAGUACUCCCACUAGUAAAGCUAGGAACACUAGUUUUGAAAACCGCUUGCAAACCCAUCGCCAAUAGGCUCAAAAAAGAAGCUGGAUACCACCCUAAGUUCCGCAAUUUCAUCAUCAGCAUUGCACAGACCAAUCACAGGUUUACCACAAGAAUUCAGAGACGCAUUUAUGGUCAAGCUACUGAUGUUGCCAUUCGUCCUCUCAAUGAAGAAAAGGCUGUUCAAGCUGCUGCUGAUCUCCUUGGAGAAUUCUUUGUUUUCACUGUUGCAGGAGCGGCUGUAAUCUUUGAGGUGCAAAGAAGUUCUAGAUCAGAUGCAAGAAAGGAAGAAUUACGCAGACGUGAAAUACAGGCAAUUAAGACUAGAAGUGAAGAGUUGAGCAUGGAAAUUCAACUUCUUGCACAAAAACUUGAAGAGCUGGAACAACUUGCUAGAGGACGGGGACUUGCUGGAGUUCUUAAUUUCAGGCAAGCCAAUGCCGGUGAAGAUAAAAAAUCAAAAUCCAAUUAA
This is a messenger RNA of Lathyrus sativus (Indian pea), 513 nucleotides long. Lineage: Eukaryota; Viridiplantae; Streptophyta; Magnoliopsida; Fabales; Fabaceae. The record is from the annotation of a GenBank genome assembly.